This is a messenger RNA of Saccostrea echinata, 1648 nucleotides long. RefSeq lists its product as uncharacterized. The coding region runs from base 44 to 1648 and encodes 534 amino acids. The record is from RefSeq and is a predicted model, not a curated record. The transcript is spliced from 12 exons. Lineage: Eukaryota; Metazoa; Mollusca; Bivalvia; Ostreida; Ostreidae. Gene Ontology annotation, molecular function: protein binding.
UGUUUUCUGGAUUUAUAAAUUUUCGAGAUGAUAGCUACCCGAAAUGAACACUUGGACACUUAUUCAGCUCAUAUUUGUUUUGCUUCUGCCAGGUCUUGUAAAAAGUGAUGACGUCACAUGUUUCACUUACAACUACGAUGAAUAUCUCCAGUGCUAUUGGAACUCUACAAAAGACGAGAGCACAUCCAACGUUACCGUGACAUGGAGUUUGAUAUUUGGUCACUUGGUGUCCAGUUCGUUUGAUUGUCCGAUCCUGACACAGAGUUUCUGUAGAUGGGAUAUGACGCUUGGUGAUUUGGACCCGCAUUGCGUCAUUGAUGUUUGUGUUAGCUUGUUCAACACGUGCCAAGAAGUUCGUUGUCAGGAAACAGUCAAACUUCCCCCAGUGGAGGACAUUGCUGUCACCAAUACUACUCCCUCCUGUGUUAGUCUUCAGUGGUUCCAUGGUCAGGAAUACCUCCGGAUUCUGUACCCAAAGCUAUACCACGUUGUAUUUAUACCUCUCUCUGGUGGCAAUCAACAGGAAUUUGAAAGAUCUUGGACAAUCAGCGAGACAAAGCUAGAUGCUUGUGGUUUGAUACCUUAUACAAAAUACCUCAUUAAGAUAGCAGCUUUACCGCUGGAAGGAGGAAUCUGGAGUGAUAAUCGGUCUGUCACAGUGACAACAACAAAAGCAGCACCUGGUCUUCCACCAAUUGUUAAGUCUAAUUCUUUCACUGUAUUUCCACGUGGACGUGACGAAUAUAGGGAUAUAAUGAUUUUUUGGCAGGAUAUACGAAAACAAAGGAUUUAUGGAUCUCAUUUACAAUACCUUGUUUCAAUUUGCCCUCUUGUGAAGUCUCGGAAACUCAAGAACUGCACCAUGGAGACAGAACUCAGUUCUGUCCGAUUUAAAGUUCCUGCACAACAGGAAGUUACUGCGAGAAUUUGGUCACAAAAUGAAAUCGGAAUAUCACGAGAUUUUGCUGUCAUUAAGAUUCCUACUGAAGAUCAAUUAUUGCCACCUCCUGCAGUUGUGGUCAGCACUAAUGAAACAUCCACAGUACUGUACUGGAAAGCUGCUCAUCCCCAUGAACAUAAUAGAUUUACCGUCUACUGGUGCCAUGAUGACUAUAAGUAUCUACACUUGCUCCAAGGCCUUCAAAAUACAACAAUAACAAGAAACCAUGACCGUGUUAGUUUUCUUAAAUAUGGUGUAUCGGUAGUCCAUAAUAAAAAGACAAGCGGAAUCAAAUGGGCAACUUGUGUCAUCCGAAACAACAAAUUUCCAAGACCUCCAGAAGUAACCUUGACACUACUGAAACAGACCCAUAUUAACAUAAUCUGGAGGAUGCCCCGCUGUAACAUGCACUUACUAUCGAAAUUUGGUGCAAAGUUUGUCUUGACCAUUUGCAACACUCCCAACUGCACAACUAAGAAAAUGGUCAAGAUGGCAGCGGAUGUGACAUCAUAUAUUUACACUAUAAUUCAGGAAGACACAUUUUGUGCUAAAAUUGAAGUGGAUAUUGGAGGGAAAUCACAAACAAACGACAUCCAAUGUUUAGAACUGAAAAAUACAUUUCAUUUACACAUCGCAGCAAUAUCCGUUGUUGUUGUCUUGUGUCUUUUACCUUUAGCUGCCUUACUCGGAAAAACCAUCAUCAAGUAA